AAAAAAGCAGCCAAAAUACCUCUCUCUUGUCCAAUGGGAAUAGAGAAAGCAACAACCUGUGAAGGAGUAAAAAAACAAGGGAACGAGAUUCAUUUGGGCCGGUUUAAAAAGGGGCCACGUACGUCACUUGCUCACUCACGAAGCUUCUCUCCUGGAUCCAAGAUGCUGUGGAUCGGACUACUCCUGUGCGCCUUCAUUUCGAACGGAUUGUGCGCCUCGGUGGUUAAAAGGCAAGUGGCAGCUGACACACAGAACGAUGCCGAAUUGUGCAAAGGUCGAUCACCGACCGAAUACUUCCGAUUGACAGCCGAUGAGGAUUGCCGAGAUGUAGUUCGUUGUUCUGUUCAGGGACUUCUUGCUUUGCGUUGUCCUUCUGGAUUGGCAUUUGAUAUCGAAAGUCAGACAUGUAACUGGAAAGCUAAUGUCAAGAAUUGCCAACAGUUGGAAAAACCAAGGCUAGCAACACCAUUGCUCGCAACAGAUGAACCCAUUUGUGAAAAGGGCAAAUUGGCUUGUGGAAAUGGAGAAUGUAUACAAAAGGAAUUGUUCUGUAACGGAGCUCCCGACUGUCCAGAUGGCUCCGACGAAAACGCUUGCACUGUCGAUAAGGAUCCAAACAGAGCUCCUCCUUGCGAUCAAAAUCAAUGCGUUCUUCCUGAUUGUUUCUGUUCUCCUGACGGAACUCAAAUCCCCGGCAAACUGGAACCAAACACAGUUCCUCAGAUGAUCACCAUCACUUUUGAUGAUGCUGUCAACAACAACAAUAUUGAUAUCUACAACAGAAUCUUCCGAGAAGGUCGUAACAACCCUAAUGGAUGCCAAAUUAAAGGAACCUUUUUCGUAUCCCACAAAUACACCAAUUAUUCAGCUGUGCAGGAACUCCACAGAAAAGGACACGAAAUUGCAGCACAUUCAAUCACACACAGAAACGAUGAGAAAUACUGGAGUGAAGCCAACGUUGAAACUUGGGCUAAAGAAAUGGCUGGUGUCCGUCUCAUCAUCGAACGAUUUUCUAACAUCACUGAUAACUCAAUUGUCGGUAUUCGAGCACCAUAUUUGAGGGUAGGAGGAAACAACCAAUUUUUCAUGAUGGAAGAACAAGCUUUCCUUUACGAUUCUACCAUCACUGCCCCUUUGAGCAACCCUCCUCUUUGGCCAUACACCUUGUACUUCCGUAUGCCCCACAGAUGUCACGGUAACGGACAAAAUUGCCCAACUCGAUCUCACGCAGUUUGGGAGAUGGUGAUGAAUGAGUUGGACAGAAGAGAUGACCCAUCUUUCGACGAAGAACUAGCUGGUUGUGCUAUGGUAGACAGUUGCAGCAAUCUUCUGACAGGAGAACAAUUCUACAACUUCCUCAACCAUAACUUAGAAAGGCAUUACAGAACCAACAGAGCUCCUCUUGGUCUCUUCUUCCACGCUGGAUGGUUGAAACUUAACCAAGAAUUCAACGACGCUCUCAUCCAGUGGGUAGAUGAAAUGCUCGACAAAAAUGACAUCUACUUUGUCACCAUGACACAAGUACUUCAAUGGAUGCAGUCACCCACUGAGCUGUCCUCUAUUCGAGACUUCGCACCAUGGAAAGAAAAGUGCGAAGUAAAGGGACAAGCACUUUGCUCUCUGCCUAACGCUUGUCCUCUUACUACUCGGGAGCUUCCAGGAGAAACAAUACGUCUACAUACUUGCGUUGAUUGCCCUCAAAAUUAUCCAUGGUUAGAGGAUCCAACAGGGGACUAUUUCGCAUUCAAAAAAUAAAUAUUUUCUUUUUGUUAUUUUUUCAGCUUAGACAUUUACAUCAUGUUUUCAUACGCUUGUACAGAAAAUAAAGUUACUACCAGUCUUUUUAAA
Molecule: messenger RNA, 1848 nt
Organism: Argiope bruennichi
Lineage: Eukaryota; Metazoa; Arthropoda; Arachnida; Araneae; Araneidae
Product: chitin deacetylase 1-like
Exons: 5
Coding region: 34-1755 (573 amino acids)
Biological process (GO): carbohydrate metabolic process
Cellular component (GO): extracellular region
Molecular function (GO): hydrolase activity, acting on carbon-nitrogen (but not peptide) bonds; chitin binding; protein binding
Source: RefSeq, a predicted model, not a curated record